Molecule: messenger RNA, 3347 nt
Organism: Mus caroli (Ryukyu mouse)
Lineage: Eukaryota; Metazoa; Chordata; Mammalia; Rodentia; Muridae
Source: RefSeq, a predicted model, not a curated record
CUUCUGCCCCCUUGGCUGACCGUCUGGACAGGGUCCGAGGAGCGUGCGCAGUGCACCCAAAGACGUCUGGCUUCUGUUUUGCGUUUGACCCCUCUCUGUGUUUGUCCUCCCUAGUUUUCCCGCAGGGCACACCGAGACUCUAUGGAUCCGCAGAGACUCUGAGGCUUCCUGGGUCUUCGACCUCAGGGUUGUAACUUUCUGCAGCCUCCAUCUCACCAUGUGGGUAAGAAGACUUUUCCAGCCUUCCUCUCUGCACUGGGCAUGGAGGACCACGGCCCUGAACCAUCCCCUGGGCAGGCAUCAGGGAGUCCUCCGCUGGUCACAUUCUGGAGGCCGAAGCUACAGAGCAGUCAUUUUUGACAUGGGCGGAGUUCUCGUGCCUUCUCCAGGGACAGUGGCUGAGGGAUGGGAGGCGCAGAAUCAUGUCCCUUCUGGAACUAUAAUGAAGGCUUUCAUCAGAGGUGGUGACAGUGGGCCCUGGAUAAGGUUUAUAAAAGGAGAGAUAACGACGGAGCACUUCUUGGAAGAAUUCGGGAGACUGUGCUCUGAAAUCGCAAAGACUUCCGUGCCCGUGAGCUCCUAUUUCUCUCUGAUGACCAGUGAGCAGGUGACAAAGCAGUUCCCGGUGAUGACUCAGGCCAUCUCUCAGAUCAGAGCAAAAGGCCUCCAGACUGCAGUCCUCACCAACAACUUUCAUCUGUCCAGUGGGGAAAGCUUCCUGCCCCUGGACCGGAAACAGUUUGAUGUGGUGGUUGAGUCCUGCCUGGAAGGCAUCUGUAAGCCAGAUCCCAGGAUAUUCCAGCUGUGCCUACAGAGGCUGAGCCUGCAGCCCUCAGAUGCCAUCUUUCUUGAUGAUCUGGGAUCUAAUCUAAAAGUGGCUGCCAGCCUGGGCAUUCACACCAUCAAGGUUGACAGGCCCGAGACAGCAGUGAAGGAGCUGGAGGCUCGACUGGGUUUCCCACUGCACUUGGGCGUUCCCAACACCCGGCCUGUGAGGAAGACCAUGGCAAUUCCACAAGAUGCCUUGGAGAAGUACCUGAAGGGCUUGCUGGGGACCCACUCCACCGGCCCCAUGGAGCUCCUUCAGUUUGAUCAUGGACAGUCAAAUCCAACGUACUACAUCAGGCUGGCUGACCGUCAGCUGGUCCUGAGGAAGAAACCCCCGGGGACCCUCCUCCCUUCUGCCCAUGCCAUAGAAAGGGAGUUCAGGAUCAUGAAAGCCCUUGCGAAUGCUGGAGUCCCUGUCCCUACUGUUCUUGACCUCUGUGAAGACUCAAGCAUCAUCGGCACCCCCUUCUACUUGAUGGAGUACUGCCCGGGCAUCAUCUACAAAGACCCCUCCCUGCCCGGCUUGGAGCCCAACCGGCGGGAAGCCAUAUACACUGCCAUGAACCAAGUCCUGUGCAGAAUUCACAGUGUGGACCUGCAGGCCACCAGCCUGGACAGCUUCGGCAAGCAAGGGGACUAUAUUCCUCGCCAGGUGCAAACCUGGACCAAGCAGUACCGAGCAGCAGAAACCAGCAGCAUCCCAGCGAUGGAGAGGCUUAUCCAGUGGUUGCCACUGCACCUUCCCAGGCAACAGAGAACCACAGUGGUGCAUGGUGACUUCAGGCUGGACAACCUGAUAUUCCAUCCUGAAAAGGCAGAAGUGCUCGCUGUCCUGGACUGGGAACUUUCCACCUUAGGAGACCCCUUUGCUGAUGUGGCCUACAGCUGCCUGGCUCACUACCUGCCAUCCAGCUUUCCCAUGCUGAGAGGGUUCAGAGACCAGGAUGUGACAAAGCUGGGCAUCCCCACUGUGGAGGAAUACUUCAGGAUGUACUGUCUUCACAUGGGCAUCCCACCCAUCGACAACUGGAACUUCUAUAUGGCUUUCUCCUUUUUCCGUGUGGCUGCAAUCCUACAAGGCGUCUAUAAGCGGUCACUCACAGGUAAGCUUUGGCCUGAUGGCCACAGAGGUUUCCAGGAGAUAGGUUUGCCAGAGCUGCAGAGACACCAGGCCUCGGCCGACAGGUGGAGCCCUUCCCCGCUGAUAGAAGACCUCAAGGAGAAAGCCAAGGCUGAAGGACUUUGGAAUCUUUUCCUACCCUUGGAGACUGAUCCUGAGAAAAAGUACGGAGCAGGGCUGACUAACGUGGAAUAUGCACAUCUGUGUGAAGUGAUGGGCAUGUCUCUGUAUGCUUCUGAGAUAUUUAAUUGCUCUGCCCCGGAUACGGGGAAUAUGGAGAUCCUGGUACGGUAUGGCACUGAGGAGCAGAAGGCCCGCUGGCUGGUGCCGCUGUUGGAGGGCAGGAUCCGUUCUUGCUUCGCCAUGACUGAGCCUCAGGUGGCCUCCUCAGAUGCCUCUAACAUCGAGGCUUCCAUCAAAGAGGAAGAGGGCUCCUAUGUCAUAAAUGGUCACAAGUGGUGGACCUCAGGCAUCCUGCAUCCGCACUGCAAACUCUGUGUGUUUAUGGGAAAAACAGACCCACAGGCCCCAAGGCACCAGCAACAAUCUAUGCUCUUGGUUCCCAUGGACUCUGCAGGAAUCACAGUCAUCCGGCCUCUGUCGGUGUUUGGUUUGGAGGAUCCUCCAGGUGGCCAUGGUGAAGUACAGUUUAAGGAUGUGCGUGUGCCCAAGGAAAACAUACUUCUGGGCCCUGGCAGAGGCUUUGAGAUUGCUCAGGGCAGGCUGGGGCCUGGCCGGAUUCAUCACUGCAUGAGGUUGAUUGGGUAUUCAGAGAGGGCCUUGGCACUCAUGAAGACACGGGUGAUGUCCCGCAUGGCCUUCGGGAAGCCCCUUGUGGAGCAGGGCACCAUCCUGGCAGACAUUGCCCGGUCACGUGUGGAGAUCGAGCAGGCCCGGCUGCUGGUGCUGAAAGCUGCUCACCUCAUGGAUGUGGCUGGAAAUAAGGCUGCAGCUUUAGACAUUGCAAUGAUUAAAAUGGUAGCUCCUUCCAUGGCCUAUCAAGUAAUUGACCGCGCUAUUCAGGCCUUUGGAGCAGCGGGCCUCAGCAGUGACUACCCCCUGGCUCAGUUCUUUGGAUGGGCCCGAGCCCUGCGCUUCGCUGAUGGCCCUGAUGAAGUACACCAGCUGACAGUGGCUAAGAUGGAACUGAAGAAUCAGUCCAGGCUGCAGGAGCCAGCAGCAUGCAGAGUGUAGAUGCUGAGUUUGGCAUGGCCUGCAAUGUGUGGUUCUUACAUCCUAUCCAGCAACUCAGUCUGCGACAGUUACUGUGACCUGAGCCUCCUGGGAGUCUCUUCAAGAAGAUAUUCUCUGGGGUCUCUUCAGAGACCUGCCUGCCUCUGCUUUCCAGGUGCUGGAAUUAAAUACAUUUGCAACUAUACCCUGUUCUGAGCCAGACUUU